Pistacia vera is the source of this 854-nucleotide messenger RNA. RefSeq lists its product as uncharacterized. The record is from RefSeq and is a predicted model, not a curated record. The coding region runs from base 99 to 854 and encodes 251 amino acids. Lineage: Eukaryota; Viridiplantae; Streptophyta; Magnoliopsida; Sapindales; Anacardiaceae. The transcript is spliced from 4 exons.
UCUCUUAAAUAGAAAUAAACUCCGUCCAGCCUCUCGUCCAGUUCCCGUUCGGUUCCUCACCAAAAUUUCGUCCGAAAUUUGGAGGCAACAGCUAGGCUAUGGCAAAGAAGAAAGGCAAGAAGUUUAAAGUCCAUGGUUCACCUAUAAAACAUCCAAGUAAGAAGAUUGUAAAUAGAUCUAGGAAGAGGAAGAAAACAAAUUUAAAGAUAAAAUCAACGCCCAUACCUCUUGAUGGCCCUUCAUCUACUUCUGUGCUUGUUCCUGAUGUCAUACCCGUUGUUGCUACACCGUCCUCUACUAUUGCUCAUGACAAUCUAGCUACUAAAAGAAUGAAAGAGAAUGAAAGUAUAGUUAGAACUCCAGGGUUUAUAUUCAUGUGUAAUGGAAAAACAAAGCCUGAAUGCUAUCGAAAUCGUGUCUUCGGGCUACCAAGAGGACAAUUGGAAAUUGUGGAGAAAAUAAAGCCGGGUUCAGAGCUUUUCUUAUUUGACUUUGACUUAAAGCUUCUUUAUGGGGUUUACAAGGCAGCGUCAAAAGGAGAGUUGGGCUUGGAACCUGCUGCAUUCAAUGGGAAAUUUCCUGCACAGGUGAGGUUUAAGAUCUUUAAGGAGUGUUUGCCCCUUCCUGAGAAAGCUUUAAACAUGCUAUUAAAGAUAAUUACCAUGGUGAGAACUUUAAUUUCCUUGUUCCGCCCCCUUACAUCAGCUACAGCUGCCACCACUCUAUCCAAUGCGGUCACGCCACAUACAUUCCCACAGCUCAGCUACCAGCAUGGCGCUCUUCCAAGUGGCACACAGUUCCCUGGGGUGCAUGGCGGUGCCUUGCCGGUCCUGUUUUUCGAUCAGAACAGGUGA